This is a messenger RNA of Linepithema humile (Argentine ant), 1581 nucleotides long. The record is from RefSeq and is a predicted model, not a curated record. Lineage: Eukaryota; Metazoa; Arthropoda; Insecta; Hymenoptera; Formicidae.
AUGCUUGAAACGGCAAGAAUCUGCAGGAUUCUCGCUAGGAACCCGGAUGCGACUCUGGAAGCCAUCGCACUCCCUGAUGGGACGGUGGUGACUGGAGAGCGAUGUCUGGAGCAUCUACUGGAAGUGAGCUUUCCGGGCUUCCAUAGGGAGCCAGGAGAGCUAUUUGCAUAUAAGGAGCCGGGCUCACUCAGAAGAGCCCGACAAGCGGACUGGCGAAUGGCGGCCAAGAUUGUCAUGCCCGAGAAGGUCAAGGCUUGUAUCGCGAUGGGCUACACACCCAGCGCAUGGAAACUGGCAGGUAGUUUCAUCCCGAAGGCGGGAAGAACAAGUUACACCAAGGCAAAGGAUUUCAGGCCAAUUAGCCUAACAUCGUUUCUCCUUAAGACAUUGGAGAAGCUGGUGGACGCGUAUCUGAGGGAGACAACUCUGUGGAGUCACCCUCUCCACAAAAAUCAGCACGCGUAUCGUUCGGGCUAUUUCACCGAGACUGCUCUACAUCAGACGGUAGCGUUUAUUGUGAAGCAGCUGGAAAGAAAGGGCUACGCAGUGGGUGCUUUCUUGGACAUAGAGGGCGCCUUUAACAACACACCGCACGAGGUAGUGUGUGAGGAAGCCGCCAGAAGGGGUGUCCCGAUGAAGCUCGUCGAGUGGAUCUGGGGCAUACUAGGGAGGCGUGUGAUGACUUCGUUGGGAACUGCGAAAGUCUACGGUUUAUUAAAGGCACUGGACGAUAGAGGCUUCACUGCACAAGGCUACGCGGACGACGUGGCAAUACUUGUGCGAGGCCCUUUUCUAAAGACGCUUCUAGAGCUCAUGCAGGGAGCACUGAAAGUUGUAGAAGAGUGGUGUCAGAGGACAGGUUUAGCGGUGAAUCCACUGAAAACCGGUCUUACUGUCUUAACUCGCAAAUACAAGGUGGGCACCAUUGUGGGACCCACUCUUGGAGGAGUAAGGUUAGUUCCCAACGAAUCAGUGAAAUAUUUGGGAGUUAUCUUGGAUAAGAAACUGCUUUGGGAGAAGCACCUUUGUAAUCGGUGCAAAGGCUUGUGCCAGUAUUUUUGGAUGUGUAGAAGGACUUUUGGCCAGACUUGGGGCUUGAAACCGAGUAUGAUACACUGGAUCUACACAGCCAUACUUCGCCCCAGACUCACAUACGCAGCUGUAGUAUGGUGGACUAAGGUGCAAAAGAAAACAGCCAAAGUUGCGCUGGAGCAUGUCAGGGCUCUGAUUUUGAGAGGGGCCCUGGGUGCUAUGGUUACGACACCAGUGGCGGCGAUGUUCGGCAUCGAACCAUUUCAUCAGGUGGUGGUGGCUGCUGCAGCAAUGGCGGCAUACCGUCUGAGAUGCGAACUAAAAUGGAAGAAGGGAGCCCGGCAUACGAGGCUGCCGGAAGACGUUCUGCUGGAUCCGAUAUUCGAGAUGCGACAGGACAGAAUACCUAUUAUUCGGGCUUCUGAUAGGCGCUUCAAAGCAGGGUUGAGACACAAGAUGCUGGGCUCAGCACUACUUGGGCCCGAGCAGAUCAGGAAGCUGCCGGUGAGAGAUCUGAUUCUCUUUUGGAGAAAAACAGGUCUCUCAUGA